Messenger RNA from Antrostomus carolinensis (chuck-will's-widow), 466 nucleotides. RefSeq names its product WD repeat domain 31 (gene WDR31). Gene Ontology annotation, molecular function: protein binding. The annotation marks the transcript as partial. The record is from RefSeq and is a predicted model, not a curated record. Lineage: Eukaryota; Metazoa; Chordata; Aves; Caprimulgiformes; Caprimulgidae. The transcript is spliced from 3 exons.
GGUCUGGGACAGCCGGGAGCUGCAGGUGGCACACACGUUCCCGGCCAAGGGGCACAUUCAGACGUGCUGUGACGUGAGCCAGGACGGGCGGCACUGCCUCAGCAGCAGCAGCGGCUCCGCUGGGGAGGGCGCCGAGGUGACCCUGUGGGACCUGCGGCAGACGAGGAGCCGAGUGCGCGAGUACAAAGGGCAUUUCCAGACCACGACCUCGUGUGUUUUCCUUCCCCGGGGCCCAGCUCUCGCCCCCAGCGUUGCCACGUCCUCGUGUGACAGCACAGUGAAGGUCUGGGACCGAGACACUGGAGCCUGCCUGGCCACCUUGUGCCUCGAGGGAUCGGGGGCGCUGGCCUCGCUGGCCGCCUGCGACAGCUCCACGCUGCUCUGCGCCAGUGGCAACUCAGGAAUUCACCUUCUGCGGCUGAGGGACGGCGCAGACCCGGCCCUGGAGGAGGUGGCAGUGUUUUGA